This is a messenger RNA of Parathielavia appendiculata, 3377 nucleotides long. Its product is annotated as MCM-domain-containing protein. Gene Ontology annotation, biological process: DNA replication; double-strand break repair via break-induced replication; mitotic DNA replication initiation. The transcript has 3 exons. The record is from RefSeq and is a predicted model, not a curated record. Bases 157 to 3219 code for a protein of 1020 amino acids. Gene Ontology annotation, molecular function: single-stranded DNA helicase activity; single-stranded DNA binding; ATP binding. Gene Ontology annotation, cellular component: nucleus; MCM complex. NCBI's taxonomy places the organism in Eukaryota, Fungi, Ascomycota, Sordariomycetes, Sordariales, Chaetomiaceae.
CUUUCGCGUCCUCCCUUUUUUCCCUGUCUGGCAUUGCCCUGAAAGUCCCAUCUCCUACUUCCUCGUUUCCCGUCAUCAACACUAGCACCAGCCUCCCCCCGCGUUCCCAACAUCAAACACCUCGAACCCUGCGCAGUUCAGAGAGAGCAGUAGAACAUGUCGUCGCCGGCAAACCGAUCAACACGCAGUUCUGCGACGCCUGGUCGGGCGACGCGCAGCUCCCAGCAACGGAGCAGCCCCGCGCCCGGCCCGUCCAACGCUGCAGAGAAGACACCCCGUCAGACAAGAUCUUCGCAGCUGGCUUCCAGCCCUCUCUUCUACCAGUCUUCGUCGCCCGCUCCUGGCGCCAACAGGGCCUCCUCCCCCCUGCGCCAGAUGAGCAACAGUCAGAGCACCCACCGGGCUGCCCCUAGCUCGCCCUUGCGCCAGCAGACAGAGACCCAGAGUGCCGGUGACCGGACACCCCGUGCACGCGGCGCACUCAUUGGAGAUUCGUCACCGAUCCGAUACGAUCCCAGCUCCAGCCCCGGCCACCAGCUCACCCAGCAGUCGGACCUGCACAGCGACAGCAGCGCACUCUUUGUCAGCUCGCAGCGGGCUACCAACUUGAGGUCCUAUCGAGGAGAUAUCAACUCUGAUGUCAUCCGGACACCCCGUAUGCCCCGCCGCAUCAUCUUGGACGAUGCUGGCCGAGUCGUCCGGGACGGCUCCGCCCUCGGCUCGGAUGCCGCAUCCUUUGCGAACAACAACCCCCAUACCUCGGAGGCAGACGCUCUCGGUGGCCCGAGCCAAAGCCUCGUCUGGGGUACCACGGUUUCGCUGGAGGACUCGUUCGCCUCUUUCCGGGACUUCCUAAAGAACUUCACCAAGAAAUACCGCAUGUGGGCCGAUGGUGCCACCGAAGCCGAGACCAGCGGGAUUCCCGAGGCCAACUCAAAGCCCUACUGGGAGGCCAUGGAGACUAUGCUGCUACUCGGCACGAACAAGCUGUACCUGGACCUCCGCGACCUCAAGGCCUACCCGCGCACCGUCAAGCUGUGGCACCAGGCGCAGGCAUACCCGACCGAAAUCAUCCCGGUCAUGGAUCAAUGCGUUCACGACUGCAUGACCGAGCUCGCGCAAGCCGAGAUGGCAAGCCAGAGGGCAGCCGUCCACAACACCUCUGGACCCAGCGCGCCGCAGGCCUCCCAGAGCUCGGAGCUUGCUUUUCCCAGCUCAGACCGGGCAGAAGAGCCGUCCACUCCCCGGCCUGCCCCGCGAGAGCAAUUGACGCUAGAGGACCAAGUCGCCAAGCAGCGGUACUUGGUUCGCCCGUGGGGCCUCGACCACACGAUCAAUCUGCGGGACCUCAACCCGUCUGACAUGGACAAGCUCAUCUCCAUCAAGGGCCUCGUCAUCCGGGCGACCCCAGUCAUCCCUGACAUGAAGACGGCCUUUUUCAAAUGCAGCGUCUGCGGACAUUCCGUCACGGUCGACCUGGAUCGCGGCAAGAUCCGCGAGCCUACGGAAUGCCCCCGCGCCCGCUGCAAGCAAAAGAACUCGAUGCAGAUCAUCCACAACCGCUGCGAGUUUGAAGACAAGCAGGUCAUCAAGCUGCAGGAGACCCCAGAUGCCGUCCCGCCUGGCCAGACGCCCCACUCGGUGUCUGUCUGCGUUUACAACGAGCUGGUCGAUUUCUGCAAGGCUGGCGACCGGGUCGAGCUCACUGGCGUCUACAAGGUGACGCCAGUGCGUGUGAACCCACGGAUGAGGACAGUCAAGAGCGUGCACAAGACCUACGUCGACGUUGUUCACGUGCAAAAGGUGGACAGGAAGAGGAUGGGCGCAGACCCCUCUACGCUCGACCUUGCGGAGGAAGAGGAGGCGCACGUCAGUGGCCAGACCCUCGACGAAAUCAAGAAGGUCACCCCGGCUGAGGAGGAGAAGAUCAAGGCGACAGCGGCUCGAGAGGACAUCUACGAGCUUCUCGCGCGGUCGCUCGCUCCUUCAAUCUACGAGAUGGACGAUGUCAAAAAGGGUAUUCUCCUGCAGCUCUUUGGUGGCACCAAUAAGACCUUUGAGAAGGGGGCCAGCCCCAAGUACCGCGGAGACAUCAAUGUGCUGCUCUGCGGUGACCCGUCUACAUCGAAGUCGCAGCUCCUGUCGUACGUACAUAGGAUUGCCCCGCGGGGCGUCUACACCAGCGGCAAGGGCUCUUCGGCUGUUGGUCUGACCGCCUACGUGACUCGCGACCCCGAGACGCGGCAACUGGUUCUCGAGUCGGGUGCGCUCGUCUUGUCCGACGGCGGCGUGUGCUGCAUCGAUGAGUUUGACAAGAUGAACGAGUCGACACGGUCGGUCCUCCACGAAGUGAUGGAGCAGCAGACCGUGUCGGUGGCUAAGGCGGGCAUCAUCACGACGCUCAACGCCAGAACAAGCAUUCUGGCGUCUGCUAACCCAAUCGGCAGUCGGUACAACCCGGACCUGUCGGUGCCGCAGAACAUCGACCUCCCGCCUACCCUGCUGUCCCGUUUCGAUCUGGUCUACCUCAUCCUCGAUCGGGUUGACGAGAGGACAGAUCAGCGUCUGGCCCGCCAUCUGCUGUCCAUGUACCUUGAAGACAAGCCCGAGACAGCCCAAACCGGCAACGACAUUUUGCCCAUUGAGUUCCUGACCUCCUACAUCUCGUACGCCCGCGCCAACAUCCACCCGAAAAUCAGCCCCGAAGCAGGCCGCGAGCUCGUCGACUCGUACGUCGAGAUGCGCAAGCUGGGCCAGGACGUGCGCGCCGCCGAGAAGCGCAUUACGGCCACGACGCGGCAGCUCGAGUCUAUGAUCCGCCUGGCCGAGGCGCACGCCAAGAUGCGCCUUUCGAAGACGGUCACGCGCGACGACGUCCAGGAGGCCGUGCGGCUGAUCAAGUCGGCGCUCAAGACGGCCGCGACCGACGCCCAGGGCCGCAUCGACAUGAGCUUGUUGACCGAGGGGACGAGCGCCGCGGAGAGGAAGCGCAAGGCGGAUAUGAAGGAUGCAGUUUUGCGGUUGCUGGACGAGUUGACCGCGGGCGGGCAGGCGGUGAGGUUCUCUGAGGUGGCGAGGAAACUCGCGGAGGGGGCGGGAGUGCCGGUUGAGCCGAGCGAGUUUGCCGAGGUGAUGAGGACGUUGGAGAUGGAGGGCGCCGUGAUGAUUAGUGGAGAGGGCCCGAGGAGGAAUGUUAGGAGGGUAACAGCCACUGUUUAAGCGUGUACUGGGACAUAUGUCAUCGGGUCAGGCAUGGUUAAGGUCGGUUUGUGUUUACAAGCAAGGGCGUCUCAUUUACAGUGAAUUGUCAAGCAUAACCCCAUUUGCUUCUGGUCGAUGGUAACUACAAGUCUAGGUAUAAUGAUGAUGGUACCCGG